UUUUGUGAUGCGGCUAAACACAGAUUUAUUGGAUUUUAUAAUAACUGUAUGCAUCAGUGCUUAUGUCUUCGACCUUUCUUUUAUUGACAUGGUACGGUUAUAGUGCAUGUCUGGUACUGGUGAUAGGAUGUAACAGAAAUGGUUGUCGAGUUACAGAAGAUUUUGAAUUAGUUGAAUGGUGAAAAAGAAAAAGAUGCUGAGAGUUGGAUAGCUGAACGUGUACUGUGGCCUUCUGUCAACUGUUGAUCAAUCUAUGCUUCUUGCUGUCAACUGUUGAGCAUUCUGUUCUACUUCUUGCUGUCGACUGUUGAUCGUAUGGUCCUGCUGUCACCUGUUCAGCAUUCUAGGUUACCAUCUUCUGUUGACUGUUGAGCAUACUGUAAUGCUGUUGACUGUCAACAGUUAAGCAUGCUGUAGACGUAUGUUGACAUUUUAUCAUCACUGUUCAGACGGAUGCUUCACACAUACCUACAUCAAAGUUUAUAACGUAUACCAUAGUUUCGCACUCAGGAAAUGAAUUAUAAAUGUUUACAAGUGUUUCAGUUAAAAGAAUUUUAUUGAAGGAGAAAUUGAAUACACCAUUAUGUGAAGGAUCAAGACAAAGUUUUACUUGUAUCGUUUUCAGGAGUGUUGAAACAGGAUGGAUUUUAAGUAACUUUUUAAAGUUUAACAGCAAUUUACCACAGGAUGGCAGUUAGUACAAAAAAUAGUGUGGAAUAGGUCAACAAAAUACUUUUGGAUCUUUUAAAUAGAAAAGGCACCACGUUUGCAGAUUUUAUCUGUAGGUCUUUAAUGUGUUGUGGUGUUAUUUACAGAGAAUUAAUACUCCAAUUUUGUGGAGAUUUUGUUCUACAGAGCAAGUCUGAACAGUAAGGAGAUUUCGUCUGGGGAUAAGUUGGUUUUUUCAAUUUUUAGAGAUUAAUAGAAGAAAAGGUCAACAUUUGGUGGAGAUAGUCAGUGGAGAAAUUCUCCAUUUAGUGGAGACUGUCAGUGGAGAGACGAUCUCCAUUUUGUGGAGUUUGUCAACCAUUUAGUGGAGAUUGUUAAUAGAGAAAGUCACCAUUUGGUGGAGACUGUCAGUCGAGAAGUGAAUGUAGGUUAUCGUUAGGUGGAGAUUGUCAGUGUAGAAGUUGUUCUUCAUGUAACUCUAUUGUUAGGGGGAGGAGAAGUUGCACACUGAAGAUGUUGGUGAAGGAGUAUCGUAUAUCACUGCCCAUGAGUGUGGAAGAGUAUAGAAUAGCUCAGCUUUAUAUGAUACAAAGAAAGAGUCGAGAGGAGAGUCAUGGUGCAGGUAGCGGAGUAGAGAUUAUAACAAACCAGCCGUACACAGAGGGACCAGGGGGAAGUGGCCAGUACACAUAUAAAAUAUACCAUAUUGGUAGUCAUCUUCCAGGAUGGUUUCGAGCAAUUUUGCCGAAGUCAGCAUUACGCGUAGAGGAAGAAGCCUGGAACGCAUAUCCUUACACGAAAACACGAUACCGGUGCCCAUUUGUCGAGAAAUUUGUCCUCGAGGUGGAAACAAGAUACCUCAACGAUGGUGGAGACUUAGAGAAUAUUUUUGGUCUUUCACCCUCUGAAAUGAAGGAAAGAACACUCGAUUACAUUGAUAUUGUGAAAGACAGCAUCUCUAGCGGUGACUAUCGUAGGGAGGAAGACCCUAAGAUAUUCCAGUCCAAAACGACAAAACGUGGUCCGCUAAACGAUAAUUGGCGGGAAGAGUACAGUCGGGCGAGCAAAGUUGAUCCGGACAAGAAAAUUAUGACAGCAUAUAAGCUGUGCAGGGUAGAGUUCAAAUACUGGGGAAUGCAGACAAAGAUUGAAAGGUUUAUUCAUGAUAUAGGAUUACGUAAGACUAUGUUGAGAGCCCACAGGCAAGCUUGGUGCUGGCAAGACGAAUACCACGGGCUAAAGUUAGAGGAUAUUCGUAAACUGGAGUAUGAGACUCAGCUUGCUUUACAAGAAACAAUGGCUGCAGUCAGUGAAAGUGAAGACUUUGUACAAAAUAACGAAAGUUCAAAAUCAACGAAUAAGAAAACAGAAACAAUUGAUAAUUUUACAACAAGUAAUGACUCAAAACAUUCAUCUAGUCCGAAGAUUCCAGUUUCAAAAUCUAAUAACGGACUUCAAGAAGUGCAUAAAAAAUCGGGAAGUCCUGCUCCUUCACAAACUUCAAAACAUUCCGGAAAGUCAAGAAGCAAGCAGCAACUGUCGAAAUCAAAAACAUCACUAGAUUCUAGUCAAGUAUCUGAUUGGAGGUUUCAAAGUCUUGAACAACUGCAAGAGUCAAGUUCAGAUGAAGAUGAAUUCUAUGACGCCCAAGAGUAUGUAGGCAUCGAGAGCGAAAGUCCAAGCGGUCUUUGUGAUGAAAUAUUCAACUCUGAUUUAGAAUAUUCUGAGUCAGAAACACUUUCUGAAUGGGAGGGGCUUGGAGUAAAGUCGUUAUCCAUGGAAACUCUUUCUGUUUCAAAUGAUGAGUUUGCAGAUGCCAGAUCCCAUCUGUCCUUUGAUCAAGAGUCUCAUGGUAGUCGGCGUUUUGAGAAGCUGUGUCAGAAAUACAGCUUGGAGACUGGAGGAUACGAAAAACAUGCUCCAGUGCCCCCCUUGUGUAAAACUAAUACUCUCUUUCUUGUUAUACAUGGAGGAAGCUUACUUGACCCAGCCUUUGACCAUUUUAAUGCAUCAAAGAGAAGUGAUUACAAUACUCUAAAGGCAACAUUUGAUACUGUCAUUAAAUCAAGUUACCCGAGUGCUAAAGGACAUAUCGCCCUCAGACUUGUGCCAUGUCCGCAGAUCUGUUCAGAGGCUCUCAAUGUUCUAUCAAGCUUAAGUCCAUUUGGAUUUGAUGCCAUGACACCAAAUUCUGGUGAGGGUGCUCUCCCCUGGAGUCAAGAGUUUGUUCCCCUGGGAGCAGUAGGUCUGUUCUCCGUGUGCAGUCCAGACUACCAAGAUCAUGUCAAUUCUGUCAUAGCCAAAGCGAACCUUGUAUUCAUGGAUUUCCUGCAGUCAGACGAGGGGAAAGGCUUCAACGGCCAGGUUUGUAUUCUGGCAGAUGCCACUGGUUCAGUGUUGACCUAUGAUGCCUUAACUCGGUCACGCUCCCUUCUCGGUCGCAGUGAAAGUCAUCAUGGCAGUCAUUCUAGCGACUUAAACCAGGACUUUGAUCUGAGCGCCUCUAUGGGCAGUACACAUACCCUGUGUGAAAACGAAAAAGACACAACUAUCAAGGAACAAGAUGAUACGGUUAUUUUAAGACACAAACCUCCAGCGAAAAGUGACACUUUAAAAAGUGAAGGUGUACAGACGGAUUCCAAAUCUGUUGUUGAAAGCAGUAAAUCGGGUAAAUCAGAAAUAUCAGAUAAACAGAAUAAAUCCUCGGAACAAGAGGUUACUAAACCUACGGUACGAAAAAUGGACAGUGUUCCUAUAGAAUCCCGCCAUAAUAGUGUGAGAUUACAAGUGACUCGUUCAGUAGAGGCACCGUGUGAUUUAGUGAGGAGGACUAGUGGUGGAAGCCAGUAUGAAUCACUGAAAUUUGAGUUUGAGGUGGCCGAUUUCUUCAUGCUUGGAUCACCGUUAGGGCUAGUUCUUGCAUAUAGGAAGAUGUUUGCUGGAGAAAAAUCUGGCACACCUCAGCGACCAGACUGCCAGCAGAUGUACAACUUGUUUCAUGCUAGUGAUCCUUCUGCCCUCCGACUGGAACCAUUGUUAAAUUUUGUGUUUCGCCAAAUCCCACCCAUCAAAAUAGCUCGAUAUAACAAGUUUCCUAUGGGAGAUGGAGAAUCUAUUCAGAUAGUUGAGACUGUGUGUCACUACAUUCACAUGUUCCUCGACCAGCUUGUCGAUCAGGCUGGGACUGGAUCCCAGCUUCUGGUCUCGUUACAACGUCAAGCCAGUGUCACAAGCACGUGCAGCCAGCUAACGGCCAUGUCUGCUCACGGGAACACGUUUUCUAACAUUGCAAAUGUAAGCAGUCAGUGGUGGGGAAGUAAAAGGUUGGAUUACAUGUUGUACUGUCCAGAGGUUCUGCAUUCAUUCCCAGUACGGGCACUGCCGCCAUUGUUUCAUGCAAGUUUCUGGGAGUCUACAGAUGUCGUAUCAUUUGUUUUAAGACAGGUUCUUCAGCAAGAUUUUGGAAUGUCAUUUGAAGAAGAUCUCACGUCACAGACGAUGUCUGCUGCGGCAGCAGAAGGACAGCCCAAGGAGAAAUGGCAGAAGAGAAGAACUAUGUACAAAGUCAGGAACCUACAGCCAAACCAUAGAGGAAAUGAUGUGUUGGUGCUAGAGGACCGUCAACAAGUACUGUCAGCAAAGUUUAUGUAUGGACCACUAGAUAUGACAUCGCUGUCUGGAGAGAAGACAGACAUACAUGUGAUGUCCGCCUCAGGGGAAUGGACGUAUAUGGGUACGGAGAACACAGACGGUCAUGGUCGACUGACAUACACAAUCCCACCAGAGAAACGACUUAGUCAAGGAAUACAUCCUGUCAAAAUGGUUGUACGGGUAGAUCAUACAACAACAGAUUUAUUUUUAGCAGUGCUACCUCCACGUACAGAGACAGUUAUAUUCAGUAUUGAUGGCUCUUUCACUGCCAGUGUUUCUAUAAUGGGUAAAGAUCCAAAGGUUAAACCAGGAGCUGUUGAUGUAGUAAGACAUUGGCAAGAGCUAGGGUAUCUAAUUCUAUAUGUGACAGCUAGACCUGACAUGCAGCAUAAUAAGGUUGUAGGUUGGCUGGCCCAGCACAACUUUCCACAUGGCAUGGUUGCUUUCAUGGACGGCUUCUCUAAAGACCCUCUACGACAGAAGUUCAACUAUCUUAAAAACAUACAGUCAGAGGCAAGUUUGAAGUUCCGAGCAGGUUAUGGCUCUAGUAAAGAUGUAAAUGGAUACAGGGACCUGGGAUUGUCCAAGGAACAAAUCUUCAUUGUUGGAAAAUCAAACAAGAAACAACAGAAUCUUGCUACGUUUAUGACAAGUGGCUAUGCUGCACAUCUAGAGUUUCUCAUGAGCCCUGGGGGUUCUCGACCAGCGAGUGGAAAUGCUGUAUUCUUAUUACGUAAAACUUGCUUCAGUCUUCGGACAUCUGAAAAACGUGGAUCAAAACAUAGGUCAUCGAACGCAUCAACAUUAAGUGGACAGUUGGAAAUCCCGGGUGUUUCUCGUCCAGAAAGUGGGGCUGGUCCCCAAACAUUGAUUACAGUAAGCGAUCAGGGAAAUACGCUUCUGCAGCCAGUGCAGCCCAGUUUUGGAGCAGCGGUACGAGCUAGGGGUACAUCACCACGACCAAAAAUGUCCCUUGAUGCACAUAGAUAACUUAAGCUUUAUUUCAUUGCAGAUAUAUAUAUAUAUAUAUGUAUCACAUAUAUCUGUGGGAUAUUUGACUUCCACUUCAAUGAUUUUUGCAUAAUUUUAAUGGUGCAUAAGUUUUAUACUCAUUUUUAGCUUACCUGUCACAAAGUGACAAGGUGAGCUUUUGUGAUCGCGCAGCGUCGGUCGUCCGUCCGUCAGUGCGUCCGUGCGUAAACUUUUGCUUGUGACCACUCUAGAGGUCACAUUUUUCAUGGGAUCUUUAUGAAAGUUGGUCAGAAUGUUCAUCUUGAUGAUAUCUAGGUCAAGUUCGAAACUGGGUCACGUGCCAUCAAAAACUAGGUCAGUAGGUCUAAAAAUAGAAAAACCUUGUGACCUCUCUAGAGGCCAUAUAUUUCACAAGAUCUUCAUGAAAAUUGGUCAGAAUGUUCACCUUGAUGAUAUCUAGGUCAAGUUCGAAACUGGGUCAAGUGGGGACAAAAACUAGGUCAGUAGGUCUAAAAAUAGAAAAACCUUGUGACCUCUCUAGAGGCCAUAUAUUUAAAAGAUCUUCAUGAAAAUUGGUCAGAACGUUUAUCUUGAUGAUAUCUAGGUCAAGUUCGAAACUGGGUCACGUGCCGUCAAAAACUAGGUCAGUAGGUCAAAUAAUAGAAAAACCUUGUGACCUCUCUAAAGGCCAUAUCUUUCAUAGGAUCUGUAUGAAAGUUGGUCUGAGUGUUCAUCUUGAUGAUAUCUAGGUCAAGUUCGAAACUGGGUCACGUGGGGUCAAAAACUAGGUCAGUAGGUCUAAAAAUAGAAAAACCUUGUGACCUCUCUAGAGGCCAUAUAUUUCAUGAGAUCUUCAUGAAAAUUGGUCAGAAUGUUCAUCUUGAUGAUAUCUAGGUCAAUUUCGAAAGUGGGUCACGUGCCUUCAAAAACUAGGUCAGUAGGUCAAAUAAUAGAAAAACCUUGUGACCUCUCUAGAGGCCAUAUUUUUCAUGGGAUCUGUAUGAAAAUUGGUCAGAACGUUUAUCUUGAUGAUAUCUAGGUCAAGUUCGAAACUGGGUCACGUGCCGUCAAAAACUAGGUCAGUAGGUCAAAUAAUAGAAAAACCUUGUGACCUCUCUAAAGGCCAUAUCUUUCAUAGGAUCUGUAUGAAAGUUGGUCUGAGUGUUCAUCUUGAUGAUAUCUAGGUCAAGUUCGAAACUGGGUCACGUGGGGUCAAAAACUAGGUCAGUAGGUCUAAAAAUAGAAAAACCUUGUGACCUCUCUAGAGGCCAUAUAUUUCAUGAGAUCUUCAUGAAAAUUGGUCAGAAUGUUCAUCUUGAUGAUAUCUAGGUCAAUUUCGAAAGUGGGUCACGUGCCUUCAAAAACUAGGUCAGUAGGUCAAAUAAUAGAAAAACCUUGUGACCUCUCUAGAGGCCAUAUUUUUCAUGGGAUCUGUAUGAAAGUUGGUCUGAAUGUUCAUCUUGAUGAUAUCUAGGUCAAAUUCGAAAGUGGGUCACAUGCCUUCAAAAACUAGGUCAGUAGGUCAAAUAAUAGAAAAACCUUGUGACCUCUCUAAAGGCCAUAUUUUUCAUGGGAUCUGUAUGAAAAUUGGUCUUAAUGUUCAUCUUGAUGAUAUCUAGGUCACGUUCGAAACUGGGUCAACUGCGGUCAAAAAC
Messenger RNA from Mercenaria mercenaria, 6947 nucleotides. Its product is annotated as membrane-associated phosphatidylinositol transfer protein 2-like. The transcript has 24 exons. Gene Ontology annotation, cellular component: cytoplasm. The record is from RefSeq and is a predicted model, not a curated record. Gene Ontology annotation, biological process: phospholipid transport. Bases 1183 to 5310 code for a protein of 1375 amino acids. Gene Ontology annotation, molecular function: metal ion binding; phosphatidylcholine intramembrane carrier activity; phosphatidylcholine binding. NCBI's taxonomy places the organism in Eukaryota, Metazoa, Mollusca, Bivalvia, Venerida, Veneridae.